Messenger RNA from Sordaria macrospora k-hell, 666 nucleotides. NCBI's taxonomy places the organism in Eukaryota, Fungi, Ascomycota, Sordariomycetes, Sordariales, Sordariaceae. The record is from RefSeq and is a predicted model, not a curated record.
AUGGACCGCGCCAAGGCCAUGGCCAUUAUUCAUUCCACCAUUCGCGAUGAGAAAGUCCAGUCCGUUUUGUCUAUCAACGGCUGGGACGAAGACAACGACGAUCCGAAGUAUUUGUUCAACUUCAUUAGGAACAGUAUCUCCAGCGUCACCAACGAGGCCAAGAGCGAUGUCCUCGACGAGUAUCAAACCAUUAAGUGUUCCUCUUUCACUAACUUGGAGGCCUUCCACAUGCGCUGGCAGACUUUGCGCAAGCGUGUCAAGGACGUUGGCUACAUCAUCAACAACGAGGUUGAGCUUACCAACCUCUUCAACGCUGUUAAGCGCUCUUUUCCCCAUGAAGCCAUGUUGUGGGCUGCGGAUAUGAACAAGAAUGAAUUGACAACCGUGUCCUUUUUGGCCAGACUCUCUACAUUGGCCAACACUCAGAAAAACUACACCAACAUGGUUGCCGUGAAGGUGGAGGUCAAGACCAAGGAGACUAAAGAGAUCAAGACUGAGAGCAACGGAGAUGAGCGUGUUGCCUGUAACGUCUGCGGCAAGAAGAAGAACUACACCAACAUGGUUGCCGCGAAGCUGGAGGUCAAGACCAAGGAGACUAAAGAGAUCAAGACUGAGAGCAACGGAGAUGGGCGUGUCGCCUGUGACGUCUGCGGCAAGAAGGUCUAG